This is a messenger RNA of Oikopleura dioica, 1062 nucleotides long. The record is from the annotation of a GenBank genome assembly. NCBI's taxonomy places the organism in Eukaryota, Metazoa, Chordata, Appendicularia, Copelata, Oikopleuridae.
AUGAACUCGAGACAGGACGAUAACGACCCGUAUCCUUAUCAAAUCGACGAGAAAGCGAGGGAUGAGAAAAUGUGGAAGCUGGUCAUUCCAGCUCGGAAGCGGCUGGAAGGGAUGAAGACCCAGAAGUCAGCGCUUUUGGAGAAACACGAUGAUCUCAAAGACGCCUGCAUUUUGAAGUAUUACAAAAGCUACCGAGUCGCAGCGGAGAGGGAAAAAUGUCCUUACAAAGAAAAAUAUGCAAAUAUAGAAGAUGAAAAUCUGCAGUUGUCCGAGAAGUUCUUGGACAGCAAGAAUGUAACUUGGUCGGCGAUGAAUAAGGAGUUGAUAACUGUGAGAAUCAAUGAUUUUCAUUUUGCGCCGAAAGUCAGAAAACUCCAGCCGAUUAGGUCAGAGAGGCAUAUUGCCGUCUUGCACGGGCUUCAUGCUCAAACUAACGCAGACAUUCAGUCGGUCUUCGAAAGCUCCGAUCAAACUGGCACGCUGAAUCAGAUCCUUUUCGAGCGAAUGCGAAUUCACCGCGUCUUCGAUUCCGUCAAAACCAAAGAAAACUCAAAACCUGCUAGGAUGAGAAGGGUUCGCUUUCCUGAUGCGCAAACAGAAACCUUCGAACAGCACAACACGCGAAAGAGGGACUACACGGACAUGAGAGCCAAUCACACCCUAAAAAAUUACCACCUUCAUUUCAAGGAAAUAAGCGAAAUCUUCUCCGCAGAAAGAGGCCAAAAACGCGACUUCUCCAAGUUCAAAUAUCCCGGCAAACCGUCGAGCCAUUCUGAGACGACUUUCUUCAAUUCGAAAAAGGAGCUUCUCGAUGGAUUCAGAGGAGGAAGAGGAAUUCCGGACAUGAAAUUUGGUCGCUUUUCUGAUUUGACUUCAAAAAGUCAGGAUUCAGUCGCCAGGGAUCGCCAAAUCCUUUCCGAUUUAUUGAGAGACGCUGGAGCCAAGAACUCAAAUUUCCAACUCUCAGCCGCUGAUCGACAAGCUGUGAACGAGCGAAAGCAAUGGGAAAAUAGCCAACGACUCAAACGUGAGAAAGAACACCGAAACAACCAUCAAUGGUGA